Molecule: messenger RNA, 2585 nt
Organism: Musa acuminata AAA Group (dessert banana)
Lineage: Eukaryota; Viridiplantae; Streptophyta; Magnoliopsida; Zingiberales; Musaceae
Product: protein ALTERED PHOSPHATE STARVATION RESPONSE 1-like
Exons: 4
Coding region: 154-2403 (749 amino acids)
Source: RefSeq, a predicted model, not a curated record
GGAGCGAGGCGGUGGGCUGCGGACAGACUGCUGCGGUACACCUCUCUCUCUCUCUCUCUCUCUCUGGGAACGAUACGGUCACCUGCGGACCUUCUGAGUUUUGAUCUUGGGAGCUCACUCGAUCGCUGUCGAGGGAGGGAGGAGGAAGGAGUUAUGGGUUGCGCGCAGUCGAGGGUGGAUAACGAGGAGGCGGUGACGCGGUGCAAGGAACGGCGGCAGUGGAUGAAGGCGGCGGUGGCGGAGCGGAACGCCUUCGCGGCCGCGCACUCCGCCUACGCCGUCGCGCUCAAGAAUACCGGCGCCGCCCUCAGCGAGUUCGGCCAGGGCGAGGCCCACGACCCAGGCCCCUCCUCCUCCACUGCCACUACUGCCGCGGCGGUCCCCGGCCCCUCCGGUGGCGUCCCCCCGGCCGUCCAGCCGCCCAUCGACCCCCUCCCCCCGCCUCCGCCGCCGCUGCCGGAGUUCUCACCGUCCCCUAUCCAGCGCUCCAUAAGCAUGCCUGAUCUCCCCAAGAAGUUCCCCUCCAAGGCCCAGCCGAACGCCUCCAUCCGCGAGGACGAUGACGAGGGCGAGGAGGAGGCGGACGAGGAGGAAGAGGAAGACCGCGACGGCGGCCUCGAACACCGCCGCCGCCCUGCGGGAGCCGCUGCUGCCGCGAGCUCCCCUUCCCCGUCCCCCUCCCCGGCUCCGCCGCCGCCGCCUCCUCAGUCCAGCCCUCCGCCCCCGCCGAUGCCCGAGUCGAAGGCCAUGGAAACUUGGGAUUACUUCUUCUCCUCCAUGGACGACAACAUGCAGGGGCCAUCGCUGACCCCGGCAGACGAGAUCCGACCUGCGAGGGAGGACGCUUCGGAGGAUCGGUUCAAGACAUCAGCUCCGCCGCCUCCAGUCACCGAUCACCAUGUGGUCGAUGGCAAUGAUGAGCCGGUGACGCCCGAAAAGGUGGUCUUGGAGACUCCGCUGCCACCUAAGGUGCCGAGGAAGCCGAAGCAGGGAACGCAUGCGCAUCACCAGCACGCGGCGUCAGCACCAGCACUGGAUGCCAAAAGGGGGAAGAUGGUGCCGGUAGAUCGCCCCAGCAAUAAUCUCCUGAAGGUGCUCACAGAUCUUGAUGACCUUUUCCUCAAGGCGUCAGAGAGUACACAUGAAGUUUCCAAGAUGCUCGAGGCCACUAGAAUGCACUACCACUCCAAUUUUGCGGAUAGUAGAGGUCACAUAGAUCAUUCUGCCAGGGUCAUGCGUGUUAUUACAUGGAAUAGGUCAUUUAAAGGUAUGGCUGAUGCAGAUGGUGGUAAAGAUGAUUUUGACAAUGAUGAAUGGGAAACUCAUGCAACCGUGUUGGAUAAGAUCCUAGCAUGGGAGAAAAAGUUAUAUGAUGAAGUUAAGGCCGGUGAGCUUAUGAAAAUUGAGUACCAGAGGAAGGUUGCUUUACUGAAUAGGCAAAAGAAACGUGGUGUCAGUAGUGAAGCAUUGGAACGUACUAAAGCAGCUGUAAGCCAUUUACACACUAGAUACAUAGUUGAUAUGCAGUCAAUGGAUUCAACCGUGUCAGAAAUCGAACGCCUGCGUGAUAAACAGCUUUAUCCAAAACUAGUGGAGCUUGUUGAAGGGAUGGCCCAGAUGUGGUACGCAAUGUACAUGCACCACCAAGCCCAGCUGAAGAUAGUCGAGGGUCUUAAAUCCCUUGAUGUUACAAAUUCUCCAAGGGAGACAAGUGAACAUCAUCAUAAGCACACCUUUCAGCUGCUUGAAAUUGCCAAGGAGUGGCAUACACAAUUCAACAAACUUGUCAGCCAUCAGAAAGACUAUGUGGAGUCUCUGAAUAGUUGGUUGAAGUUGACUCUCAUCCCUAUCGAAAGCAGCUUGAAGGAGAAAGUGUCAUCUCCACAAAGGCCGGCUCAUGCCCCAAUUCAGUCUCUCCUGCAUGCAUGGCAUGAAUAUCUCGGAAAGCUUCCAGACGAGCUUGCAAAGAGUGCCAUCCUCAGCUUUUCAGCAGUCAUAAACACGAUAGUGACACUCCAACAGGAAGAGCGAAAGCAGAAAGAGAAGUGCGAGGAGGCCCACAAGGAGUAUUCGAAGAAGAAUCGGGCGUUCGAUGACUGGUUCCAGAAGUAUUCACAGAGGAGGAUGGGUUCAUCGGUUGGCGAGCCCGAUGGUGGGGAGGGAUCAAAUCAAAAGGACCCAGUGGAGGAAAGGAGGUUUAUGGUGGAGUCACUCAAAAGCAAGUUUGAUGAAGAAGUUGAAGCCCACAGAAGGUUGUGCAAGCAGGUGAGAGAGAAAUCACUGAGUAGUCUCAAGACCCACUUGCCAGAGCUUUUCCGAGCUAUGUCGGACUUCGCUAAUGCUUGUUCCAAGAUGUAUGCCAGCUUAAAGAUGAUCACGGAGCAGGAUCCUCCAACUAACUAGCUCCUUAGCAAAUCUGCAGAGGUGUCUUUUUUGUGCAUUUUCGUGUCCUAGUCAUGUUGUGGUUUUCAUUUGCAUGUGGCAUUCAGCCUGGUGAACAGCUUUGUGUUGGAUUAGCUUAAGUUUAUCAGUGCAUGUAUUUAUGUUCCAACUGGGUUGGGUAAAGAAAGCUUGGCAUCCCUCCA